AUGUUAAAAAAACACCCGACAGAUCUGUAUAAACUGGCAGAAUCGGAACCUCAGUCGGAAAUAGAAUUCUUUCGCUCACUAAAACUAAUAAAUGGAAUUAAUGGUGCUGAAGGAGCAUUGUUCAUUAUGAUGAUGGGGAGACCGGAGGAUCUUGAUCAGUUAGAAAUUACUCGUGAGCAAAUAAACAACCACCACAUUCCAGGAGCGAUUUCACAGAUUUAUGGUGCAGACAAGAAAGUGCCAAACUCUGUGAAACAACUGCUAAUUGCUGAAUAUACGGAUUGGGAAAGUCCUGAUGAUCCUAAGAGGUUACGCGAACAAGUAUUGCGACUUAACGGAGAUACUUACUUCAAUGUUUCAGGGAUAGAAAUGAGUCGGAUUCAUGCUAAUGCAUCAAAUGUGGACAGCUAUGUUUAUAAUUUUAUCCCCCAGCUUCAUAAACGAUCACUUCCAACCCCAGCUUUGGUCAAGAAGGCAGUCCGUGGCGAUGAAAUUGCGCCGCUGUUUGUUUACAAUUUUGUGAUAUAUAAAGAUAAGACUGACCUUCCUCCACAGUGGGAGUAUGAUCUUUCCAGGAGAAUGAUAACAUACUGGACCAAUUUUGCCAAAUCUGGAGAUCCUAACAAACCAGUUCGCAAUGCAUCACCAUCAUUGAUUUGGCCAAAGUACAGCAUGACCUCACAGAAAUACACGAUACUGGACAAAGAAGAUACCGUUAGACAGUUUUUAUAUGCUCGGGAAUUUGCCUUUUGGCGAAAUACACUGCCAGCUUUGUUUGGUGAAGCUGAGCGUGCGCAAACAUUAACAUCAGAAUAUGGAAAUCAGGUGGACGAAUCCUGCGAAAAAGACGGAAAUUGUGACGGAGGAUAGUUGACACAAUAAUGUAUCCAUAUUGUAGAAUCAGUAAAAUAUAAAAGUGACUGGACUUUUAAUGCCAAACUCAAAAUUAAUUAUUUCUGAUGCAGUAGUAUUUGAUUAUAUUUUUUCUCAUAGUUCUAGCAUAAAACUUGGUUUUUGAUGUUUUCAGAAGAGUAAA
Mercenaria mercenaria is the source of this 1036-nucleotide messenger RNA. Its product is annotated as neuroligin-3-like. Bases 1 to 870 code for a protein of 289 amino acids. The transcript is spliced from 2 exons. Lineage: Eukaryota; Metazoa; Mollusca; Bivalvia; Venerida; Veneridae. The record is from RefSeq and is a predicted model, not a curated record. Gene Ontology annotation, biological process: postsynaptic membrane assembly; chemical synaptic transmission; synaptic vesicle endocytosis. Gene Ontology annotation, molecular function: signaling receptor activity; neurexin family protein binding. Gene Ontology annotation, cellular component: synapse; cell surface.